Aspergillus fijiensis CBS 313.89 is the source of this 1338-nucleotide messenger RNA. RefSeq lists its product as uncharacterized. The transcript has 5 exons. Gene Ontology annotation, molecular function: nucleic acid binding. Lineage: Eukaryota; Fungi; Ascomycota; Eurotiomycetes; Eurotiales; Aspergillaceae. Bases 1 to 1338 code for a protein of 445 amino acids. The record is from RefSeq and is a predicted model, not a curated record.
AUGCCGAUCGGCAGUCUUACCCUCCUGCAACAGCCACCAGUCGCGGGCGUUAUGAAGAUCUCCAAUAUUCCCUAUUCUAUCACCAAGCAAGAGAUACUACAAUUCGUGGGACGCCAGUCUCGCUUGAGCUCGGGUCAAGCCGUCCACAUCAUAAUGGAGCGUUCAACUGCAAAGACAAUGGAUUGUUAUGUGGAAUUUGCGACACCAGGAGAUGCUAAAGAGACCGUGAAGAGAAUUGAUCGUAUCCAGGAAACAGGCCGUCCGCCUCGCUUGGGGAACAGACACGUUGACGUCGAAGUUAGUUCUCAGGAUGCCCUGCUGCGCGAUCUCUUUCCUCGUGCAAAGUGUGUCCACUGGCAGGCAGGUAUGCCCACUGUUCUCCGUAACAAUGAUCUCUAUUCCACAGGCUUUGCCGGCUUCUUCACCAGUGAGGAGAUUAUCGGUGCUAUUCGUCAUGCGGAGAUGCCUCACAGAUCUCCUUUCAGUACUAAAUGCCCUCAGCGUACCUAUGAGUCCACCAUCAGUACCCUCUACAAGUUCCCCUGGUAUGCCGUUGACCUUUACACGGUCCAUGAUCGUAACUUGCUCUUUGACUUGGUUAAUCGCCAGGUUAUGGCUCUUCUUACUCGCAUGAGUAGAGCGAAUACAGUGGGUCUGGAUCAGCGUCUCUUGAAUGACCUUCUUCGUUCCGGACUCGAAUGUCCAGGCUUCAACGAGCGCCAGAGAUAUACCUUGUGUGUCAACGCAGAGAACUUCGCUGAAUUGAAUAAACUAUCGGACAUCAGUAAAUGGUUUCCCUUUGACACCUUGGCUACUGUGCCUAACCUCGACGAGCACACUUACAAGUUUAUUGUCGACUUAAUCUCCAAGGGCUCGAUCCACGCCAUGUCUUACCCAGAACUUCCAAACAACUUCCCCUCGGAUAAUGUCAGCCUCAUCUCGCCCUUUGGCCCGAUCUGGUUCGAAUGGCCCGAGGAAGUUGCUAAGCGCACGCUCUGGCAGGACGCGGUCAGUCAUGAGACCAACAUCUUGUUUGAUCUUCUAUCUAGCGGAUCCAGAAACCCCCAUGGCAGAAAGCUGUCUUUCGGGAGUCACAGCACUCGGAGCAGCGUCAUGUCACCAGACACAGACAGUCUGUCCCAGUACGAUGUGUUCUCGCCUCCUCCACGUCGGGCAAGUGACUCAUGGCACAUGCGCGCUUACUCUUACAGCGGCAUUGAGGACAACCCUUGGAAUUCCAGGCUGCUUCUUCAUUCAGAUGGCAGAGGCCGUAAUGGUUUUCCAGGACACCGCUUCACCAGAUCUUCUCCAGUCAAUGUCCCGGUCUUCGAUGAUUGA